CUCGGGCAUCUAUUGAUUGCUCUACCGCCAGUACGUUCCAGUUUUCAGUCAGUGAGUCAGUCAUCCCAUCUCAUUGAAAACUCACCUUCACCAGGUUUUCUUUCAACUGCAACAUGAUUCACCCUUCGACUACCUGUCUCCUAAUUGUAGCAACAAUUCUAUUAGCUCGUAUAGACGCGCAAAUAGGCGUCAGUGGCCAGCAAAGUAGCGAGGCGCCUCCAGCUCCGGCUUCAGUUGCAUCCACCAAAGUCAAAUCCCCACCAACCGUCGAAGUAUUGGCAGAAGCCACUGCUCAAACUGUUACUGUUGUGGCUGCUAAUUUGAAUGCAGAAGAAAGUGUGUCAACAUGGAAGCCUGAGAAGAAAUUGACCAACAAAAUAACAACAACAACUCCAGAUACCUCAUCCAGUGGUGCUGCUCUCUAUAGACUGAAAAACAAUGACGAAGGGGGUGGAACUUGUAUUCUUAUCAAAAUGGACGCCAUUCUCAACUACACAUACAACACAAAACUUGGCGAGAGAAUUGAGAGAGAUCAGUAUGUUCCUGACGAUUCUCAGACAACAAUCUAUGGAUUCUGUAAUGAAGACAAUAGUAAAAUUUCCCUGAGGUGGCAGCGAGAUUUCACUCUCAGUUUCGAAUUCCAAAAGACACCAGGUGGGGAAAGAUGGUUUGUUGAAAAUAUUGAACUCAAAGUUGACACAAAUAAUAGGAUAUUCGAACAUUUUAUCAAUAAAGGCAAAGCGUAUACAUUGUCGACCAAGUACCGCCACCGUAAUCUGCUAUUUCCGACUCCUGUGGGUCAGGCCUACACUUGCCACAAAGAGCUCAAGUUCCCGCUAGCCAGUGCUUCCACCGACAUCUCGGCUCGAAUCUACUUUCUCAGCUUGAAACUCGAGCCUUUCAUAUUCAAGAAUGACGAUUUCGGACCAGAGUACCAGUGUUCAGCGAUGGGCGCAGGACCGUUCCGCAGUGAGACGGCGCCACUUAUAGUUGGCAGUACACUCGCCUUCUGCUGCCUGGCAACAGUCACCGGUUAUGGCAUUUUCCGCUACUUCAAAAUCAAAAAAGUCCAGUACGACACCAUGGAGUAAACACCCCCACCCCAAACAUUCCAUAGUGUAAUUUACUUUGGAAAUGGAAAGACGGUAUAGUUGCCAGUUUCAUUUUUCCACCGCAAGCUCUACCCACUGUAAAUCUUUACUACUACUUUUUAUCAAAAGCUUUUUAUAGAUGGAAGCGCUCAUCGAAUUCCUAUCUAGCUGUUUACCCUGUUGUCAAUAUUUGCAGUAGCAGAAGUCUUCGGGGUGAAUUACAGCAUUUAAUUUGGAUUUUUGUUUAAUAAUAAUUAUUUAAAGCUGAUGGUUUCUUGGUCCAUUCCGAGCUGCUUUGUAUUAACACACUUUUUAAGUAUUUGAACACGACAUGCAGUCAAUUAUUAAGUAAAUAAUUAAAAACUUUUACUCACUGACUGAAGUACUUUCAAUCGUCUAGCGAUCAUUUUCAUCAGUGUGAAAUUACUUAAUAAUUGACUGCAUGUCGUGUUCAAAUACAUAAAAAAAGUGUGUUAUUAAAAGCUAUUUCUUUAGUGGGAAUAUGGAAGAACGCAUAGUUGCCAGUUUCAUUUUUCCACCGCAAGCUCUACCCACUGUAAAUCUUUACUACUGCAACAGCUCUCAAAAGCUACCGGUAUUUCUUUAGCUGUAGUUGAAAGAUUCAAGCAAUGUACCUAUAGGCCUAGUGAGGUCCACGUUAUAAUGGCAGUGUUUGACUUGCGGUGGUAUUGCUAUCCUUGUCUAUCACUCAACAAAGCGGAUAGCGCUAUCUCUUUUUCUCGCUUUGCCAGAUCGUCUUUUAACAAUGUAGAAUUAAUAAUUGAUUAACAAAAUAUUCAAUCCUAAUCCUAUUAUAUUAAGUGAGCAAUUUCUGUAUUUAUAUAUCUGGAUGGUUAUUUAUGCUUAACGGAUCUCGAAAACGGCUCUAACGAUUUUCACGAAAUUUGGAACAUAGUAGGUUUAUGAUAUAAAGAUUCGAUUGCACUAGGUCUCAUCCUUGAGAAAACUCGCUGAACGACAUUGAAAGGAUACGGUAAUUCAUCCUUGGCUGAAACAGCUGUGGAUAGUAAAAAAAUGAGUAUGUUGAAAAAUCAGAAUAUCGCAUCCCCGAAAUUUACAAGAUGACGUAUAGCCAGCUGUGAAAUAUAAACAUUUAGAGAAUUGAUCAAUUUAGAGAAUUGUGUUCUGUUUACCAAUAAAUAAAAAUAACGAGCGAAGCUCGGUGCCCCGAUAUUUAUGAAAAUAUUGAAAAAUAUUAUUUCUUGCUUAAUGAAAUACAAUUGAUUAUUUUAAACGAGAAUGAACCGUUAAUAUUACAUCAAUAAACCUAAAUCAGCUACCAUAGAAGGCAUUGACAAGACAGAGGAUUGGCAUGGUUUUCCUCCUAUCUUUCUCCACUGUCAUUAUAACGUGGACCUCACUAUAGAUAUAGAAUACAUUCCAGGUAUUCUAAGUACCUUGGAUUCAAGUCAUCACUGUAUAUCUGAUGAUAAACUAACUGUCGAUUCUUGUUAAAAACGAUCAAUAAAAUUAUUCUUUAAUUUUGUUUCCCAUCAGGAACUGUUUACUAUUAAAUCAUUUUUUUGCUAUUAAAAAAAAUUAUAAAUCCAAGUAUACUUUCAUAUUUUUAUUCAAUUCAAAAGUAGCACUAAAGAAAAAACACUCAUUAUUUUACUUUACAAUAUCUCAUUAUAGUACCAUUUAUCUUCUCAAGCCGAAACCAUACAUUUCAAAUACCUUAUAUUACUUUCCUUGCCCUAUCAUAGGUAAGGAAAGUAUUGCUUUCCAAAAAAUUUAAGGUACCCUAAUUUCAUGUUUUCUAUACGUUUCAAGAUCCCCCGAGUCAAAAAAAGUGGUUUUUGGGUAUUGGUCUGUAUGUGUGUGUGUGUGUGUGUGUGUGUGUGUGUGUGUGUGUAUGAGUGUAUGUGCGUCUGUGUACACGAUAUCUCAUCUCCCAAUUAACGGAAUGACUUGAAAUCUGGAACUUAAGGUUCUUCCCUUAUAAGGAUCCGUCACGAACAAUUUCGAACAAAUCCAAUUCAAGAUGGCGGCUAAAAUGGCGAAAAUGUUGUCAAAAACAGGGUUUUUGGCGAUUUUCUCGAAAACGGCUCCAACGAUUUUGAUCAAAUUUAUACCUAAAAUAGUCAUUGAUAAGCUCUAUCAACUGCCACAAGUCCCAUAUCUGUAAAAAUUUCAGGAGCUCCACCCCAUCUAUGCAAAGUUUGAUUUUAGAUUACCAAUUAUCAGGCUUUAGAUACAAUUUAAACAAAAAUUCCAAUUGGAAAAGAUUGAGCAUGAAAAUCUCUUCAAUUAAUAUUCAGUAACAUUUUCACCUAAAAUUGAAAAUAUGCUCGAAAUUCGUGAAAAUGUUAUUAUUUCAAUUGCAAACUGUUGGCAACUGCUGAUUCUAUUAAAUAAUUCACUAUGAAGAGAUAGCAAACUUUGUGUUUCUCCAGCCUUAUUGUCCUGUCACCAGCUGGCUUUGAUCUUUGAGUAGUAGACUUGAGAUGCGCGGGAACACUAGCGUUAGGUGAUCAAUUUUCAUAACGGCAAGGAAAGUUGUGUGAGUGCGCCACACCAAUUUUUUUUGUGUGUUAUUGUAUCAUAGGAAGAAUAGGUACACAUUAUUUUCUUAGAAUAGGAUUGAGUCAACUAUAUUCAAAGAGCCUAGCAUGUAACCAUUUUCAUGUAAUCUAAUGUCAAUUCUGCUUUGACUAGAAUAUAUUAUGAAAUAAGCUGAAAUGUUUGAAAACAGAAUAUUUUUGGUGUAGUAUAUUCAUGAUGAAUAUCUACAAUAAAAUAGUGUACCUUUUUAGAAUAUUUAUUCUACAAUUUGAUCAUGAUUACAUAAUAUAAUAAUCAAUCAUAAAAUAAUAACAGUAAACCCAUCGAUUAUUUAUUUGAAUAUGAUGUUGACUGUAACUAUGAUCAGUUGAAUGGCAAUAGAAUUAUAUUUAUUUAUUUAUCAUAAAUUACUAUUAUGUUGACCGAAAUUUAGUGAAUCUGUUAGUUUAUUCAUUCAAUGAAAAAUUUGAAAAAUAUGUAAUUAUCAAUUUCCAUGAGAAUAAAUUAAUUCUUUCCCCAACCGAAAUAUUUUUCGUCUGUAUAUCCUCUUUUAACACAAAAAAGACAUUUUUAUCAACAAUCUGAUACUAUAUAACUUAAGCAAAAAUUUAUUACCUACAUAUUUAAUACCUUACUCGAUUUUCCAUAAUAAUAUGAGCAAUGAACUUAUUUAUGAUCGUGAAUCACAAUGAUAGCCUAUGAUGAAAUAAUAUGAAGAAAAUGACAGAGAAUUAUUAAUAAAAUCAAGUCCACUGAAGAAUCAUCAUCACUACUAUAAUACUAUGAAUAAUAUUAUUAAUUAUUAUGAAUAUUUAUUCUUGACUAAUAAAAAUUUAAUAUAUUAUACUGCAAACAGCCUAUAUUGUAUUAACAACUAGACUAUAAUAAUGUAAAUACAUAUUUAUAAAAUUGAAAGUGCUAUAAUGUUUUUGACUUGUGUAACAUUGUUGAGUGGUUUAAUAUUCUAAUGUACAGAAUAGUAAUUAUUAUGUUUGAAAAGUUUAAAUUAUUGGUUUCAUUUUAAAUGUUAGUUUAUCGUUGGUUGAAUAUAUAGAAGUACUGUACUUAAACACAUGAAUAUAUUUGAAGUGUAUUGAUAUAAUAUAUAAUUAAACUUUGUGAUUUAUUAAAUUGUCUUCCACAAUAUUAGUCAUUUGUGCAAUAUUGUAAAGCAGAACUAUGUAAUAUAGCUACAUCAACAAAACUGAUAAUAAAUGUUGAUAUUGGAAAAACU
This is a messenger RNA of Nilaparvata lugens (brown planthopper), 4851 nucleotides long. RefSeq lists its product as uncharacterized. NCBI's taxonomy places the organism in Eukaryota, Metazoa, Arthropoda, Insecta, Hemiptera, Delphacidae. The transcript is spliced from 8 exons. Gene Ontology annotation, cellular component: membrane. The coding region runs from base 114 to 1091 and encodes 325 amino acids. The record is from RefSeq and is a predicted model, not a curated record.